Sphaeramia orbicularis (orbiculate cardinalfish) is the source of this 4412-nucleotide messenger RNA. It is a transcript of the gene tmcc1a, whose product is annotated as transmembrane and coiled-coil domain family 1a. Gene Ontology annotation, cellular component: endomembrane system. The transcript has 9 exons. The coding region runs from base 473 to 2416 and encodes 647 amino acids. NCBI's taxonomy places the organism in Eukaryota, Metazoa, Chordata, Actinopteri, Kurtiformes, Apogonidae. The record is from RefSeq and is a predicted model, not a curated record.
GACGUCAUGUGGUAGAGGGAGGGCUCGCCGUGGAGAGGAGUGCACUCAGAGGAGGGGUACCGCUCGAUCAGCGUCGGUGUCAGCUUCAACAGUUUGCUUUCACCCGCACCUAUGGGCCUGAUGCUGCAGGUUGUCUUCUCCUGUGCGUUGAAGGAAGCCACUCCAGAGUCAUGAUUGAGGACUGAAGGUAAUCCAGAAGAGUGAGUCAUACUAGGCUGACAGUUGGGCUGAUGACCAGCAUGACCUCUUCUUCCUGAACCAAAGAUGCAUGCUCCCUCUUUGGAUUCAUCCCUCUGCCUGCCACUGAGCUGACCCAUCCCUCCAUCAAAUCGUCCCAUCUCCACUCCACUGUACCCCCCCACCCCCACCCCCCCGUCGUCUUGUGUUCUCUCCUCUGCAGUCAUUGUCCUGUUCUGAGAUAGAAAGCAAAUUAUUACUGUUUCACUCUUUCCAUUUUCCAAACAAUGCAUCCAUGAGAAGUCAUCAGGGCCAUAUGCAGCGGGGGGACAAAAGUCUAAAGGAGCCAGGGGGGGUAGUGGGCUCAAGCUCAGGUCCUGAAGCUAGAAGACUGACAGAGGGGUCACAGGAGAAAGAGCUGAAGAGGGCCUUGUCCCAGUCAGAGUCCCCUUCCUUCACAGGUGGCGCCUCUCUGUCUGCCCCUGAGGAUGCCCCGGGCCCCAGCUGUCCAGAUUCUGACUGCUUCUCUGCUCCUGUGGUUCCCUCUGCAGCUGGCCAGGGCUCAGCUGCUGUGGGCAUGAUGAGGCGCGGGACAAGCCUGCAGAGCCGGCGCAGUAAAGGGUCCGGGUCGGGAUCUGGGAGUGGAGACAGAGACCCUCUCCUGAGAGGUAGUCCCCAGAUCACGCACCGCCGUUACACCCAUGAUCCCCAGCAACAUACCAGCCGCCCCCGCUCCUCUUCCACCACUGACACCACACCCAGCAGCCCUGCACCUGGAUAUGUCACGUGUGAUGUGGUGUUGUCAUCAGGGUACCAGUCCACAGAGGAGACAGACCGAAUCGACCGGCUGGAGGUGAGUGGGUUAGGCCAGACACCCCUAGCUGUCUCUUGUGGGGCCGACAGUUCGUUCCCUGGGGGUGACGAUGGAACUCCUGACCCUCAGCGCACCAAGCAAGCGAUUGCUCAGUUGCAGCAGAAAAUCCUCAAACUCACAGAGCAGAUUAAGAUAGAGCAGACGGCCAGGGAUGACAACGUUGCUGAGUACCUGAAACUGGCCAAUAAUGCCGACAAACAGCAAAGCACACGCAUCAAACAGGUUUUUGAGAAAAAGAACCAGAAGUCGGCGCAGACAAUCCAGCAGCUCCAACGCAAACUGGAGCACUACCACCGUAAGCUUCGGGAAGUGGAGCACAAUGGUAUCCCACGCCAGCCCAAGGAUGUUCUACGGGACAUGCAGCAAGGCCUGAAGGAUGUUUCCGCCAAGGUCUCUGGCUUCAGCGAGGGUGUGGUGGACAGCGUUAAGGGAGGCCUCUCCAGUUUCUCCCAAGCCACACACUCCGCUGCCGGGGCUGUGGUUUCCAAACCACGGGAGAUUGCAUCGCUGAUUCGCAACAAAUUCGGCAGCGCUGACAAUAUCCCCUCGCUGAAAGACUCUCUGGAUGACCCCUCAGUGGAAGAAGUGGUGACAGCGGCCGGAGGACGUUCACUGGGCAGUGCUGGCCAUCAACUCCAGUCCAGUCCCAAGUACGGCAGUGAGGAUGACUGCUCGAGUGCUACGUCAGGUUCAGCAGGGGCAAACAGCACCACGGGGGCCCCUGGUGGUCCCCCCAGUUCUAAAGGCAACACACUGGAAAGGAGUCAGAGCUCUAGUCUGGACAUGCUGCUACAGGAGGUUCAGGAGCUGAGGGAGGGCCAGGCCAGGCUAGAGGAGAACCUGGAUGGACUGAAGAGCCACUAUCAGAGAGACUACACAGUUAUUAUGCAAGCACUGCAGGAGGAACGCUUCAGAUGCGAACGUUUAGAGGAGCAGCUAAAUGACCUGACAGAACUUCACCAGAAUGAGAUCUUGAACCUCAAACAGGAGCUGGCCAGCAUGGAGGAGAAGAUCGCUUACCAGUCGUAUGAGAGAGCAAGAGACAUCCAGGAGGCAUUGGAGGCAUGUCAGACGAGAAUCUCUAAGAUGGAGCUCCAGCAGCAGCAGCAGCAGGUCGUCCAGUUGGAAGGGCUGGAAAAUGCCACAGCCAGGACCCUCCUGGGAAAACUUAUCAAUGUGCUGCUGGCCCUUAUGGCUGUCCUUCUGGUCUUUGUCUCAACUGUGGCCAACUGUGUGGUCCCUCUAAUGAAGACACGCUCUCGUUCUCUCUCCACCCUUCUCCUCAUCCUCCUGCUGGCCUUCUUGUGGAGAAACUGGGACGCUCUCUCGGGGUACACACAUCGGGCCCUGCAGGCUCCAGGAUGACCUGAUUGAAGCCAGCACAUGUUGCUUUGGUGUCAACAGGCGAUGAGACUGUAGCUGCAGUCAGGCAGGAAGUUUGGAAAACAUGUUUGCCAGUACGACAGUCAUGUGGCCAAGGCUGAAAAUUCAGCUGAGCACACACAGACGCAGCUUGUAAAAAAGAUGAAGAGGAAGAAACUGUGAAGUUGAGAACAUACAUGAUUGUCAUGUAAGAAGGAAUAGACUGUUUACAUUUUAGAAAUGAACUGUUGAGUUGUUAGUCCUCACAGGAUGCAGCACUGUACUGUUUUUACCUUUAGAGUUUAAUCAAUGAUAAUGUUAUUGUUUCUAAUAAUAUUUUUAUUUCAUUAUUUUAUUCAGUACCAUGUAGCAUUACGCUCCCCUCAUCCGACACGGCGGGGAGUUUAGUCAGGAAAUUGGGCUGGUGACUCACGCCAAACGCCCAGUCCGUCUGUAGAGACAUGUGAUCAUCUGGUUGAUUGCCUUUAGGACAAGAACUCUGAAAACCUUCCCAGGAGUUUCUCCUUUCUUGCUGUGAUGAAUCUGUUUAGACAGAUGAUUUUGAAGGACUGACUAGAGACUUCUUGUGCUUCCUUACCAUUUUUAAUUGCAACGAUCACAAGCUUUUACUUAUUUCCUUUUAUAAGUAAAACAAAAAAACAGUGUACAAUAGGGGAGAUAAUCAAAGAAAAAAAUUACAGUCUGCCGCCUGUUGGAGAAGCUAUGAUGAGCUGCUUACAAUCAAAACUGCUUAUUUACAAAGAAAACAUUUGGUCAUUCUCAAGCAUCAGCCAUAUUUGGGACGUAUAUACAAUGCUGCAUGCUUCUAUAGAGAAAAGUCAAAGAGGUGAAACUAACCUUGCUUUUAAAAGCAAUGUCAAAUGGCUGCUGGCCAAGUAAAAUCAAUUUGUUGGGAUCAUUUUCUUCCCUCGCCAUAUUUGAUUUGGUCAGUUUAGUAGAGAGAGACCACCAGUCCAGCUCCGUCACAGUUGGAGUGGGAAUGCUGCUGCUUCAUAUCUCCAGUGAAAGUCGUCUCCACUGCCAUUCCAGUCAGUUGCACACUGCCUGUAUGUGAUACUCUACUGUUAAUCACACUCGCUCCCUGCAUUGUAUCUCUGUGGUCGUCCUUUUUCUACUAGUACACUAUCUUAUGGUGUAAUCACCCAGUGCCAAACCUUGGUCUGCCCAGGGAUGUCUGAACGCCCACAGGGUCCAAGCUGAGAGAAAAGAGGGCAGGUCUUGAAUUUAUUUAGAAAUGUCAUGAAUGUCUUGUUUGGGUGUCAAAGAUUCUCCAUCAUCCUUUGGGUGACUUAACAUUUGCAAGAGGAAAGUGUGUGAGAAAACUCACAAUGUGAAAAUGAACUUGACUCCAGAUGUGAGUGUUUCUGCAAUUUACUUCUUUAGGUACAGUUCCUUGGCUAUGGGUUCAGUAUUUCUUAUACUCUUUCACAUGUAGUGAAGGACAGGAUGAGAUGACCCAGCACAGUAAAUAAUCCACCCCGCAUUUCAUGCUGAAAGGCUGAUUUCCUAACAGAUAGUGAGAUCAUUUGAACUGUACAGCUGCACUUUAGCACACUGCUUGAUAACAUAUAGGUCAGGCUGAGGUUUGAGAAACCUUUGAUAGAGACUUCAAAGGUUGUCACUUUUAAGACAGUAGUCCUCAGCGGGAUAAGAGGGGUUACCUCAGGUCAGGAUCACUGUCAUCUCUGUCUGAACAUAAAACCCACAGGGGCAACUUUUUUAUUCAUUUCUUGUCAAAAUGUCAAUAAUUUUGAUUCCUCUAAAUCUUAACAUGCAAUUAAAACGGUACUAGAUUUAUUGAUUUAUUUCCAUCACGGCUACAAUGGACACGUUGAGAGUGAGCUGACCUUUAACCUUAGCUUGACCUAGCAGUAACACCUAUAUUGUAGGGUCGUGUGCUAAACCACUCCAGUGCCUUCUGAUGUUCUUUUUUAAGUGUGGAAUAAAUAAAGUGCAUUCCUGACUAACUUAUGAGAAA